Galleria mellonella (greater wax moth) is the source of this 2654-nucleotide messenger RNA. Its product is annotated as MFS-type transporter SLC18B1-like. Gene Ontology annotation, molecular function: transmembrane transporter activity. NCBI's taxonomy places the organism in Eukaryota, Metazoa, Arthropoda, Insecta, Lepidoptera, Pyralidae. Bases 264 to 2567 code for a protein of 767 amino acids. The transcript is spliced from 12 exons. The record is from RefSeq and is a predicted model, not a curated record. Gene Ontology annotation, biological process: transmembrane transport.
CCGAUCGCGUACCGAUCAGUACAUAUAAUAACAUGCCCUCCAUCCACGGAGCUUUAUUUACAUCCGAUAAGAUAACGAUAAAUUAAAUUGAUUGUGGUGUUCGCUGCAAGUAAAACAGUCGGUAAUCUGGAGCCUGGUGUAUUGACACGACGAUAGCGCCUCGAUUUGUUUACGAUCGGCUAUUAUUACACAUCGUACUCUGGUGAAUUCCAUAUUCCGUGAUUGACCCACGCAGGAGCAACUGCGUGAACUAUUGUGCAAUUAUGGACAAAGACUGUGAGGAUACUGAUGAGAAAACUCCAUUAUUGGGUAGUGGAACUCAAAAGACUAGUUGUUCGAGUAGUGACGCUUUUAAUGAUAGUAACAGUAAUAAGACAGAAUCCUUCGAAAUUGUAUUUGAUAGUAAAAUGAUAAAGUCGUCGACUCGAGCAGAAGAGUUAGCCGCCACGUGGGGAGGGAGACGGUCGCUGGUCGAUUCUGGGGGUUUGCGUCGGGCCCACUCGUGGUCUGGUGGACCUCCAGAUGAUAUUAGUUCGGAGAUUAGAAUUUUAAGAGAAAGACUGGUCCGUACACAGAGGAGAUUACAACCAACUGCAGUGUGUUUACUGUCCCAAAGGCAGCGCCUUACACUUAUUUCCCUUGCCCUUGUUGACUUCAUGAGCUUCUGCUCUAUGAGCAUUAUGGCGCCAUUCUUCCCACGUGAAGCCACUGCCAAAGGUGUCUCCGACACCAUGUGUGGGAUAGUGUUCAGUUUCUACGCCGUAGUAAUGUUCAUCACAUCACCCGUUUUUGGCAAAUUUCUGCCACAAGUGGGAGUCAAAUUUUUGUUUAUCACAGGCAUGUUUGUGGCGGGUACCUGCAAUAUAAUGUUUGGAACCCUUGCGUUAGUCGAGGAUAAGACGACAUUCACAGCAUUAUGCUUCGUGGUGCGCGGAAUGGAAGCGCUAGGGGCGAGCGCGUACUCGACGGCCAGCUACGUGUUUGUAGUGAACGCGUUCCCUGACAGCAUCGGCUCCGUCCUCGGCAUACUAGAGACAUUUGUUGGCCUUGGCAUGUCUGUGGGGCCGGCCAUUGGUGGGCUAUUGUACUCGAUCGGGGGCUUCGGUCUUCCGUUUUACAGCCUUGGAAUCCUAAUGGUGUUCACUGUUCCCAUCAACUACUUCUUGCUUACUGAUUGCGAAGAAUACGUUUCUGGAUCCAAAAGUACAUCAAUACUGCGUCUUGUCAAGAUCCCAUCGAUUAUAAUCACAGCUCUAGUUAUCGUCGUCGUAUCCAAUACCUGGGCAUUCCUCGAUCCUACUUUAGAGCCACAUUUGCGUCAAUUCAAUUUAUCCACGGAACAGAUUGGUUUAAUAUUUCUGUUAUUUUCUAGUUUAUACGGAAUAUUUAGUCCGAUCUGGGGAUGGGUUGCUGAUAGGGUACAUAAUCAUUGGUGUAUGAUGGUGUGGGGGCUGUUCUUGUCCACUAUCGGACUACUUCUGCUUGGUCCAUGUCCGUUUAUUCCUGGCCUUCCACGAGAUCUUUGGCUAGAUCUGGUAGCAUUAUCCAUAUUAGGGAUGUCUGUAGCACUCACUCUAUUGCCAACGUUUCAAGGAGUAUUAACUAGUUCAAUCUACGAAGGUGGUUGCCCUGAAGCACUGGCGACGUACAGCGCCGUAGCUGGUUUAUGGUCGUGCUGUUACUCCUUGGGCGAGGUGCUGGGUCCAGCCGUUGGUGGUGUACUCACCCAGUACUACGGAUUCCCUCUCUCUUCAACUCUAUGUGCUGCAGCUUGCUUCACCAUGGCGGUAGUCACACUCGCUUUUUUUACGCUACGAGAGUCUUCUAAAUCGGUUGAAGUCACGGAAUCUGUAUCCGACUCGAUCCCGUAUACUGACACCACAUGGAAUAGCAACUUCUGUCGCACGCGUAGUGCACCCAACACUCGACUGACUGAAAACUCCCCGCUGCUCACACCCUGCUCGUGUCUCUCGAGGAAUGAUACAUCGUACGGCAAUUCACCGCCACGACACUUUUGUCUAUUGCACAACAAGAGCAACAAAAGUGGUUCUGCGAGUAUAUCAGAUGUUCUCGCGUACUUCCUCAAAUUUCAGUGCCUAACUAAUAUUUACGUAAAAAUGUCGAGAACUUGCAAAAAAUCACAACGAGACACUACUCGCAACAAUGAACUUUACCAAAAUUACCUCGUCGAUGAGGAUAUAAACGCAGAAGAAAACAUCUCUAAUUUAAACAAUAACACUAUAAAAUGCAGACAAGAUGAUGAGAAUACAUAUUUCAUGUAUUUAGAGAAGGCCAUAUUUGGUAGUACAGUUGUAAUGGAGAAUAUGAACCAUUUAGUGAUUAAAAGAAACAACAAAGGCUUAGUACCGAAGUUGAUGACGUGUGAUAACGAAAAGAAUCCGUCGAAUGAGAUCAUAAAGCAUAAUUUAGAGAAAAUACAGUUUUAUGAACAAAAUCAAGCAUGCUCGUCGAUUGAUUAUGUUUUUGAUGGUUGUGAAUGCAGAGAUGACGCAACAUACGUUCGAGGUACCGUCACAGUCUCUUCUACAGGCGCCUGCGAAGUAUAACAUUUCGAAAUAAAUACUAUAAGUAAAUACUUUAAAUAUUAUUAUAUUUAAAUAUAGUAAAUACUUUAAAAUAUUAAUUUAUAUUUC